AUGACAUAUUCUACACGGCCACUACGGCCGGGAGUAUACGUGCCACUACCCACGUUCUUUGAUGAACACCAAGAAAUUGACUAUGACAGCUAUCGGAGACAUCUACUAGCUAUGGUCACUCGCGGCAUGGGUAAGUUGUUUGAGCGUGAUUUCGAUGAGCGUGUAUCCCUUAUCCGCUUCAUCAGGGAAACUCUGGAUGGGGAAGGGUUGCAAUCUACCCCCAUAGUCGCUGGUGUAGGAGGACUCAGUACCAGAGAGACUAUUAGUCUCUCCAAAGCUGCUGCAGAUGCCGGGGCAGAUGCGGGUAUGGUUAUUUUACCUGCCUAUUAUGCCGCGAGUCUGAACACAGACAUGGACCAAGUCAUUCAAUACUAUGUGGAUAUUUGCGAAGCAUCGCCAAUUCCUCUAUUGCUAUACAACUUCCCAUCCAACGCUGGCGGCCAGGAUAUGUCUUCAGAAGUUAUCAGCGCAAUUAUGAAGAAAACAUCUAACUUAUGUGGAGUGAAGUUGACAUGCGGUGGAAGCAUGGGGAAGCUGAUCCGUCUUCAAGCGCUGAUCUCCGAAGAUACCACAAUAAAUGGGACUCGGAAAUUCCCCUUUCUUUUACUGGACGGCCUUAUUGCGGAUCUGACCCCCUGGAUUCAAUGUGCUGGUCAUGGCACUGUGAGCGGUAUUCCUAACUUUGUGCCAGUGGCUUCUAUGAGGCUCUGGUCACUACUGAAUUUGCCAUCCCCAACAGAGACGGAACGCAAUGAAGCGAGAAAGAUUCAGGCGAUUCUUGCGCGGGCUGAUGCUGCUGCGGUUCCAGGUGGUAUUCGGGCUAUGAAAUAUGCAUUAAACAAGAUGCAUGGGUAUGGGAUUGCCCCGCGAAGGCCAUUACUUCCGUUGGGGGAAGCUGAAGGGGGCGAGUUUAUGAAUGCUUUGGGUGAGGCAAUGCGACUUGAGUCUGAAUUAAGAGAGGCAACGUCAACUCCAUAG
Molecule: messenger RNA, 978 nt
Organism: Penicillium psychrosexuale
Lineage: Eukaryota; Fungi; Ascomycota; Eurotiomycetes; Eurotiales; Aspergillaceae
Product: dihydrodipicolinate synthase family protein
Exons: 7
Coding region: 1-978 (325 amino acids)
Molecular function (GO): 4-hydroxy-tetrahydrodipicolinate synthase activity
Source: RefSeq, a predicted model, not a curated record